Messenger RNA from Nicrophorus vespilloides, 1008 nucleotides. RefSeq lists its product as uncharacterized. Gene Ontology annotation, molecular function: RNA binding. Gene Ontology annotation, cellular component: nucleus. Lineage: Eukaryota; Metazoa; Arthropoda; Insecta; Coleoptera; Silphidae. The record is from RefSeq and is a predicted model, not a curated record.
UGGAGCACUGUGGCAACAUUUUUGGCAAUCCUAAAUGAAGCCUCAGCGUCUGUCCGUUCGUCUCUUCCAUCCACAAUAACUUCCAGUGCGGUAAAAAGCUCAUGGAUGGAUAUUCUGGAACUUAAAGUUAGUCCUUCCACCAAAGGCACCAAAACAAACCAAAAACAAGCGUCCAAGAUGAAGAUGAGCAAAGUUGGUAACCAGACGAACUCGCAGGACCCGCAGGCAGUCAACUCGCGCGUCUUCGUUGGUAACUUAAACACAUUCCAAUGCUCCAAAACGGAUGUCGAGAGGAUGUUUCAGAGAUACGGACGUCUUGCUGGAAUUUCAAUGCACAAAGGUUAUGCUUUCGUCCAAUUCACGAAUCCGUUCGACGCUCGCAGCGCCUGCUUGGGAGAGGACGGCCGCACUGUCCUCAGCCAGAUCUUAGAUGUCAAUAUGGUGGCGGAGCCGAAGCCGCACCAGACGGGAAGGAAGCGCCAGAACGUAGCCAAAACCGGAAACGACUGGGAUUACUACUACGACAGCUAUUACGCCUCGACCGCUUUUCCCGUGGGUCCACCCAGGCUCGUGCCGCCCAUCAAGAGACAACGCUUGAUGACCGCCUCGCCGAGAAGCAACAAAUCCAACAAUCAGACCACCAAAAACAAAGAGAUUCCACCCGUCGAUCAGCUUAAAGUGUACAGUAAUCCUGAUAUAUUGAUAUGCGGCAACUGCAGGGAAAUGUUCACCGAUCUUCACGAGCUCCUGGACCACAAGAAGACCUACUGCAAGUUGCGGUUCACCUGCAAAUGUGAUACCUUCAGUAAAGCUAAAUCGCCGAUUGAUGAUAAUUCGACGGCCUCUCUUCUGUGCGUUCAAUGCAAGGAUGCCUUCCAGAAUGCUUGGGAUUUGAUGGUCCACGCUCAGGCUGCGCACAUGCUUAACAUCUACGAACUUGGGGUCCCAUCCAUGGAACACUGCGGAUCUCCACCGAUGUCUCCAAGGGAUAACAGCACGCCAGAUAAG